CCAGAGAUGCCAAUGGCGGUUAAACAGUGAAGGAUUGAAUGACUUAAUAGGAUAAAUAUCAACAAUGACGAUCAGUAGAGAAAAUAUGACUAGUGAAGCCACAGCACAGGACAUCGGUGGAAUAUUUUCGAUAUUUGUAGAAACCGCCACAAUCUUUGUGAAUAUCUUGCCUUUGGUUGUUGUUAUUCGUGGAAAAACAUAUCGAACGCGAUCCACGACAGAGGAUAUAAUUUUAGUGUUGAGUUUACUGUACAUUUUUUCAGCUCUAAUUCCAACUCCAAUAGCUCAUGUCAGUUACUUCAAAAAUACUUGGAUAGGGGGUGAAAUAACAUGUAAAUUAUAUCAAUUUCUCAUGCACACAUUGCGAACUUCCACCCUCUGCACUGUGGCAAUACUAAGCUUGAAUCAGACAAUAUAUAUUUUUCAUUUUCUUAAUAUGAAAGAAUACACAUAUUUACUGAGUGCAAAAACUAAAGUUAUCUGCAUCAUUCUUUUAAAUAUUAUUGGGUGCAUGGUCAUAGCUUUUAUGCCUCUAGUUGGUCUUGGACCAGUAACUUACCAAAGUGAGCGCUGUGAGUUUUGGCUCAUUCAGAAACUUGAAAAUGUUAAUGAAUAUGCAUUCCUUAUUUUAUUCCUGUGUUUUGCAACCUGUAACAUUCUCCUUAUUUUAAUGUCCAGUCUUAUUUCUCUGUGCUGCAAGAACCUUAUCAAAAGGAAAAUGUGUAUCUCGACCAGUGUCAAUGAAGAAGGUGGAUAUCAGUGGCAGACGGUUGGAACGCGUGUUCUAACUGGGAGUAAUUUAGUGUUGGCAGUGUCCAUCCCCGUUAUCAUAACCUGGGUACCCACUAUGCUACUUGUGCUUAUGAGAGAAGUUGGAGUUAAUGUUAGUGAUGUAUCGAUUUUAUACGCCUUACUCAGUACUUCCGUGUCCGGUUUGGUGAACCCAAUCAUUUAUGGACUCUGUGAUGUUAACUUCCGUCGACGCUAUCGACGUUUGUUCAUGGCUCUCUGCAACAUCAAACAAAUGGCACCAAUAACUGAUCAAGUCGUUACACGGACAGCCUCAGGAGUAGAGACAUUAACUCCUGACAGGAGAUCACGUGGACACGUGCAAUCCUCGUCCUCCACGGGAUUUCUAAAUUCAGCAUUUGAAAGUCAAACAACAUCAGAGUUCACAUCCUAUCAGCCGUCAGAGGAAGCAGUAGAGACGAUACUAAAAGAGGAAUCUUCAUUGCCGUCAGAAGGAACUCAACUUUUGGCGGGUAAAAAUGUGAGAAAUUCUGUUAAAUCUAGGAAAGGGGAGAAAUCUUGUAUCAUUCCAGAGGAGUCUUCUUCAGCAGAAUUCUCUGAGGAACUUGAUCUUUAUGAGGAAUUAUCCUCCGGCAGAUCUAGCGAAGAGGAGGACAGCCUCAAUGGAGUAAACGAAACAUUCAUUUGAUGUUUUAUGCGUUUUUUUCUUUGGGGGACAAUCAUUGUGUAUAUGUUUUUGAAGUGUGUGUAAUUCAUGAGAGUAUUUAUAUUUAAUAAUACAACAUACAUGAUAAGCUUGAAAUUUUUAAGAAAACCCAUAUUUGAUCCUUUAGCUGAGAAGUACUGUAAAAAUGCUUACGUACAAAAUUCCCUUGAAAAAUCUGAGAGGACUUACAGAAGAUCAUAAACAUUACUUCAGUAUUUUAGUACCAAAUUGACUUUGGAAGAACAGAUGGUGAGGAAAAAAAAUUACUGUGCUCGAGAGAGAAAAAAUUCUGGAGGGUAAAUAUGAUUUCAUACGAUAUUAUUUCGAUGUACAUAAAUAUUUAUGUAUUGAAAUUUUAAAAUAGGGGCUGGAGCUAUGAAUAAAAGUUUUCCUGUGACUCUUUGUACUUUAAAAUCAGCGGGAUCAUAGAAAAACUUCACGAAAGUGGGUGUUUACCUUUCAAGACCGCGGAUAUUGUUAC
This is a messenger RNA of Saccostrea echinata, 1937 nucleotides long. Its product is annotated as galanin receptor type 1-like. Gene Ontology annotation, cellular component: membrane. NCBI's taxonomy places the organism in Eukaryota, Metazoa, Mollusca, Bivalvia, Ostreida, Ostreidae. Gene Ontology annotation, biological process: G protein-coupled receptor signaling pathway. The transcript has 4 exons. Gene Ontology annotation, molecular function: G protein-coupled receptor activity. The record is from RefSeq and is a predicted model, not a curated record. The coding region runs from base 65 to 1438 and encodes 457 amino acids.